GACGUUUAAAAUGUAAUUUUCUUGUAUCAUAACAUUGAGAAAUCAACAAAAAACAAGACGUAAUUCAAAUUUGCUCCUGAAAAAUGUCCAACAACAGAACAAACAACAAUCGCAACAAUGAACAGGAGCAAUCAGGAGGAAAUUGGUUACUUGCAGCAGGAAUUGGAGUUGCAGUAGGAGCGGGAUUGGCUUACAUGUUUGGAAAAUCGUCUCAGGAAUCACAACAAAGGUGUUCAGAAAACAGUGCGUCUCGACUCCAAAGUGACUUUUCAGCAGAGGAGAGAAACCGCACAAAUCAAUGCAAUCCGACGCACAAACCCACAGGCCCGGGACAUCGAGCUGGAUAUCAUGGAGCGGGAACAAAAGCUGAUUUGGACAAUCAUGCAGACCAAUUAAAUCCCAAUAAUGAUAAAUAUUGGAACAACAAAAGAUAUUGAGACGUUCUUCAAGAACAUUCCAUGGGCCUGAAAUUUUAUUCCGGAUGCCAAAUUUAUUUUUUUUUUUCCAAAAUAAUUAUUAAAUUAAUUGAAAUAUUUCUGAAGUAAAGUCCAAAUUAUUUU
This is a messenger RNA of Culicoides brevitarsis, 560 nucleotides long. RefSeq names its product E3 ubiquitin-protein ligase cblA-like. Lineage: Eukaryota; Metazoa; Arthropoda; Insecta; Diptera; Ceratopogonidae. The transcript is spliced from 2 exons. The record is from RefSeq and is a predicted model, not a curated record. Bases 84 to 437 code for a protein of 117 amino acids.